AUGGAGCCUGAGCUGGGCAUGGCUACUGCAGGCCUUGUGAGUGAAGCUAAGGGUGGAAUCCAAGAGUGGAAGGAGGAGGAGAAGGAGAAGGAGAAGGAGGAGGAAGCAGCAGAGAGGACGCCCAUGGGAGAAGAGGUUCCAAACUCUCCCAGGACUUUGCUGUCUCUGAGAGGGAAGGCCCGGAUGGGGAUCCCCAUGGAAGUCAAGCUGGAGCUGCACCCCCUGCAGAACAGGUGGGCUCUGUGGUUCUUCAAGAAUGACCGCAGCCGGGCCUGGCAGGACAACCUGCACCUGGUCACCAAGGUGGACAGUGUGGAGGACUUCUGGGCGCUCUACAGUCACAUCCAGCUGGCCAGCAAGCUCUCCUCCGGCUGUGACUAUGCCCUGUUCAAGGAUGGCAUCGAGCCCAUGUGGGAGGACAGCAGGAAUAAGCGGGGUGGCCGCUGGCUGGUCAGCCUGGCCAAGCAGCAGCGCCACAUUGAGCUGGACCGGCUGUGGCUGGAGACGCUGCUGUGUCUGAUCGGGGAGAGCUUUGAGGAACACAGCAGGGAGGUAUGUGGGGCUGUCGUCAACAUCCGCACCAAGGGGGACAAGAUCGCUGUGUGGACGAGGGAGGCAGAAAACCAGGCGGGCGUGCUGCACAUUGGGCGUGUAUACAAAGAGCGCCUGGGCCUCUCCCCGAAGACCAUCAUUGGGUACCAGGCCCACGCAGACACAGCCACCAAGAGCAACUCCCUAGCCAAGAACAAGUUUGUGGUGUGAGGGGGGCCUUGGCACCCCUUCUCUGUAAUGGGACAGCCACCACCCGAGCCUCAUUACUUUGCGGGGGUGGGGUGGGGUGGGACUGGGGAUCAGACAGCCCUAGUUCUUACCUGUCCUCAAGUGAACAGGAAUGCAAACAUUCUUUAACAUGAGUUGGGGCCUGGGCCCUAGGGGCCAGGUGGGGGUAGUGGUGGCAGUCUGAGGACCUAGCUUGUCCCGGGGCCACAGGACAGCAGGAGGGUGGAGGAAACUCCCGGGGGUGGGGUGAGUCAUGGGGGGGAAGGAGAGCUCUAUGGUAGGCGGAAGAAGCCCAUAGUCCAGUGUUUACUCUGUUUCUACCCAAGAAGGGGGCGAGGUGACCUGAGAGACAGACUCUCCCAUGGGUGGGGGGCUCAAGGGCACAGACACUCUGGAGGGUGAACGCCAUCAUUUGUACAGAGGGAUAUGUGGGUUGCUGAGGACUGAGAGAGCCUUGCAAGGCCGCUCCCCUUCUCACUAGCUGUGGCCAGGCUGUCUGGGCCUUGCCUGCCUCAGGACCAGACUGAAGUAGAGGUGGGGGGAUGCUCGGCUAGACCUCACCAAGGUUCUGGUAGAAGUGGAUAAACUUGAUAAUAAAAGCUUAAGCAUGUUUCUGUUCCUGUUUUAAAUAAAUACUUCUGAACAAAGUUGGAA
Molecule: messenger RNA, 1434 nt
Organism: Macaca mulatta (Rhesus monkey)
Lineage: Eukaryota; Metazoa; Chordata; Mammalia; Primates; Cercopithecidae
Source: RefSeq, a predicted model, not a curated record